Hydra vulgaris (swiftwater hydra) is the source of this 573-nucleotide messenger RNA. RefSeq lists its product as uncharacterized. Lineage: Eukaryota; Metazoa; Cnidaria; Hydrozoa; Anthoathecata; Hydridae. The record is from RefSeq and is a predicted model, not a curated record.
UCAAUUAUCAUAAUUGCUUGUUUAGCUUUGGCAGGUUUGUUUGAAGAAAAUUUAGAUAAAACAAACACUUAAAGUUUUUAUUCCUUUUCUAUUAAACGUGCAUUGGUUUAGGUUUUCAUUCCAUUACUAUUAAACGUAGAACAGUAUGAAGAUUGCAGUUGUUUUCGCACUUUUCUUUGUGAGUUUUGCUUAUUCAGCACCGGUUGAAGAGGACGACUGUUUAUCAUUGUUCAGUAACGAGGUAUGCACAACAUAUAGUAGUCUUGAAAAAGAAAUCGAAGUUGGUUAUGGUUACAAUGGAUACCAAGACGUCGAUAUUUUAACUAUUGUACUCAAAAAGAAGUUAGAUUUCCUUAUUCAAGAAAGAUUAUUAGAGAAAAUUCCUUUAGUUGGAGACAAGCUUCAUGAUUUCGUUGCUAAAAACCAAGAUCUUGUCGCUAGUGUUCUUAAAAAAGGAGUUACAGCACUUAUUCAAAAUCUUGUACCAAAACUAAAAUCAUUUCUUGGAUAAAAUUAAAUUUUUAAAAGAAUAACAUGUUAAGAGCAUUGGUUGAAAAAAAAAAUUGUUAUACA